Molecule: messenger RNA, 999 nt
Organism: Heterotrigona itama
Lineage: Eukaryota; Metazoa; Arthropoda; Insecta; Hymenoptera; Apidae
Source: the annotation of a GenBank genome assembly
AUGUCUGUACAAAGUGUUGCUCUGGCAUCUCUCACGGCCACCUAUACCGACUCGGAGGGCGAAGACGGGGUGGAAGACGACCUUCAGGAGAAUUCGAACACUCCCCAGGGGGCCGCCCCGCAUAAUGCCCAAGUCGGUCAGCCCCAGGCUUUCACCAGUCCCAAAUCUGGCACAUCAGCCUCAAAUAGUCCCGUUGUUGCUCCCAACGUCGGUGGCAAGUCUAGUAACGAUUUGUCGAACGCGCCCACCUUAGUAACAGAUGUGAUAUCUAAGGUGCAGAGAUUGGUUUCAUAUUUUGACGAUACGAUAGUCUCCGACGACGAGGGAGUGGUACAAACGCAGAUCGAUGGACAGCCUUUUGAAAAUGGAAGGCUGCCCUCCUCGAUCGUGGAACGCUCUCCCUCUUGUCAAGGAGAACAGCAGUUAGUUUCAGAUAGCGAGGUGGAUCCCUAUGGCGUUGUUAUACCACCGGAGCCACCGGGCCAGUGUCCCGUGGAACUACAAGAAAAGAUAACGAAACUUUUUAGGAAAAUGGAGAGCGGCGGUCUAGACAUGAACAAAGUCAUACAACAAAGGAAGGAUUUCAGAAAUCCAUCUAUUUAUGAAAAACUCAUUCAAUUUUGUAGCAUCAACGAAUUGGGUACUAAUUAUCCUCCAGACAGAUUCGAUCCGUUCAAGUGGGGUAAAGAUUCCUAUUACGAGGAGCUUGCCAAAGUCCAAAAGGCAAAAAUGGACAAACUCGAGAAGGCUAGGAAGGAGAAAACGAAAAUCGAAAUUGUUUCCGGUACUGCCAAGCGGCCCAAUAAUUCGAACGUAACGGAGGACGAUGCCAAAAAGAGAAAAAGCAAAUGGGAUCAAGUUGCGACCGGAACUACUGCCUCGAUAAAGCCAACCGUGCUGUUGUCUCAACCGACUCUUACCACUUUAACAUCAUCCGCAACUGGCACCAAAGCAACGGUAAUAUCUGCUUUUGGAUCUUUACCAAAGAAAAGACUGUAA